Molecule: messenger RNA, 384 nt
Organism: Thyridium curvatum
Lineage: Eukaryota; Fungi; Ascomycota; Sordariomycetes; Thyridiales; Thyridiaceae
Exons: 1
Coding region: 1-384 (127 amino acids)
Source: RefSeq, a predicted model, not a curated record
AUGGGAGGCGCCUCAGUCCAGCACCCCGAGACCUUUGCCGACCUGCAGGCCGUGCUCGCCGCCAACACGUACGUCGCCGUCGACUUCUUCGCCGACUGGUGCCCGCCCUGUAAGCAGAUCGCCCCCGUCUUCGAGGCCCUCGCCGCCAAGCACGCCGUCGACGGCGUCCUCGCCUUCGCCAAGGUCAACGUCGACCACGUCCAGCAGGCCGCCGUGGCCUACGGCGUGACGGCCAUGCCGACCUUUAUGUUCUUCAAGGAGGGCAAGCAGGUCGCCGUCAACGGGCAGGCCUUGAUCCGCGGGGCGGACCCGCGCAGCCUGGGCGCCGCGGCGGAGAAGCUCGGCGGGCUCGCACAGAAGAGGGUCGCUGAGGCGGCGAAAUGA